Molecule: messenger RNA, 1572 nt
Organism: Trichoderma harzianum CBS 226.95
Lineage: Eukaryota; Fungi; Ascomycota; Sordariomycetes; Hypocreales; Hypocreaceae
Exons: 3
Coding region: 1-1572 (523 amino acids)
Molecular function (GO): oxidoreductase activity
Source: RefSeq, a predicted model, not a curated record
AUGAGCCACUCUGUUGACAGAUUUGCCAGGAAGAAAGUGGCCAUUGUCGGCAGUGGCUGCUCGGGCAUUGCUGCGCUUUGGGCUCUGAAUAGAACGUAUCACGAUGUCUAUCUUUACGAGGCCGCAGACCGCUUGGGCGGCCACACCAACACGGUGCAAUGGAAGGCCGGCAAGUAUACGACGGCCGUUGACGCCGGAUUCAUUGCGAUGAAUUCAGCGACAUAUCCCAAUUUCUUGAAUUUCCUCAGCAGAAUCGGAGUCCCGACUGAGCCUACUGAGGUGACCUUUAGCGUAUCGCGAGACCAGGGCCUGUUUGAAUGGGCGAGCACGAAUCUGAGCACGAUAUUCUGUCAAAAGAGAAAUGUCUUCUCUCCUAGGAUGUGGAGGACACUAUUUGACAUUGUUCGCUUCAGCCAGUUCGCGCUGGACUUGCUCAUAGACGAUGAGGAAUAUGAGCCUCGCUAUGGAGGAGAGAACAUGAUGAAUCACGUUCACAAGACGCUGACCAUUGGCGAGUACCUGCAGCGUGAGGGCUACUCGGAUGGCUUCCGGGACGAUUAUUUGAUUCCCCUGACAGCUGCUAUCUGGAGCACAAGCCCUGAUAAAUGCGCGUUGGAGUUUCCUGCAACAAUGCUGGUCCGCUUCCUAUGGAACCAUCACCUGCUAUCCACCCUCGCCCUACGCCCACAGUGGCUGACGCUCAAGAAUGGUGCUCGCUCAUACAUCGAUACUGUCAUGAAGGGCUUUCCCCCGAACCACAUGUUCCUCAAUACCCCAGUCAGAAAUGUGUCCAACGACAAUCAAGGACGAGUACUAUUGCACCUUGAAAAUGGCAAGACGGAGGUGUUCGAUCACGUUAUCCUUGCCACUCACGGCGACCAGGCGCUCUCCAUUCUCGGCCCCUCCGCCACGGAGCAGGAGCGCUCGAUUCUGGCCUGCUUUCAGACGUCACAGAACGAAGCGGUGCUACAUUCAGAUCUGUCUCUGAUGCCACGGAAUAAAAGGGCAUGGUCAAGCUGGAACUUCCUGACAUUGUCUUCUCCCUCAACACAGAAAGCCAAUAUGGACAAAGUCUCCAUAACUUACAACAUGAACAUCAUGCAGCGCAUUCCUAGAAAUCCAUUUGGCGAUGUUUUGGUCACUCUGAAUCCAAUCCAUCGCCCCAGUCCAUCCAAGAUCCAGGGGAAGUAUUACUACACUCAUCCUCUGCACACUCCCUCAUCUGUGCGCGCUCAAAGGAUGCUGCGUUAUAUACAGAACAGGAGAGGAAUCAGCUACGUUGGUGCAUGGACUGGAUAUGGAUUCCACGAAGACGGAUUCACCAGUGGAUUGCAGGUGGCUCAGGACCACCUAGGGGCUAAGCUCCCCUUUGAGUUCCGAGACUCCACCUAUAGCAGAGGAAGAGUCCCAAGGUUGGGUCUGUUGGAUCAUUUAUUCCGGCUUAUUAUUCUGGCAAUCCAGGUGUUUGUCAUCCAGGUCUUGGAGAGACUGGCACAAUCUGGCAGGCAGAGGGUGGUGAAGCCGCUUCUCAAUGGCUUCCAGAAGAAGCAACCCCGCAAAAAAUUGGCAUAA